CUUCCGCCAGUGGCCGACCAAACUGAGACUCGUGCUCGUUGGCCUGGUUCUGUCGCUGCUCGGCGCCCCUGCUGCUCGGCCUUAUGGCCGGCUCGACCUUGUUUGUGAGCCGCCUCCCGCCCUCCGCCCGCAGUGAGCAGUUGGAGGAGCUGUUCAGUCAGGUGGGGCCGGUGAAGCAGUGCUUCGUGGUGACCGAGAAAGGGAAUAAGACAUGUCGAGGCUUUGGCUAUGUGACUUUUUCUAUGCCAGAAGAUGUUCAGAAGGCUCUCAAGGAGAUCACCACCUUUGAAGGCUGCAAGAUCAGUGUGACAGUGGCCAAGAAAAAACUGAGGAACAAAUCAAAAGAAAAGAAGGAGAAUGAAAAUCCAGGGACCUCAAAGAAAGAGCCGACAACUAAAAAAGCCAAAGUGGCAGAUAAGAAAGCCAGAUUAAUUAUUCGGAACCUGAGCUUCAAGUGUACAGAAGAUGACUUGAAGACAGCAUUCACUCAGCAUGGUACUGUCCUGGAAGUAAAUAUUCCUAGGAAGCCAGACGGGAAGAUGCGUGGUUUUGCUUUUGUUCAAUUCAAAAAUCUCCUAGAAGCAGGAAAAGCUCUCAAAAUCAUGAACAUGAAAGAGAUAAAAGGACGGACAGUAGCUGUGGAUUGGGCCGUGGCAAAGGAUAAAUACAACAGUGCCCCCUCUGUCUCUGCUCCUGCUGAGGAGAAGAAGCCUGCAGCUAGGCACCAGGAAUUGGGUAAAAAGAAUGACAGGGGAAAAGAGAAUAUGGAAGAGGAGGAGGAAGAUGAUGGUGAUAUGGAAGAGGAUGAUAGUGAUGAUACAGAAGAGGAAGAUGAUGAUGAGGAGCAGGAGAAUAAGAAAUCAAAGGUCACUAAACCUGUGCAUAGUCAGAAGAGGGCCGUCAAGAGGGCAUUAUCAGAAAGCAGUGAAGAGGAUGGUGCCAGUGAGGAUGGCGACCUGGAGGACAGAGACACUGUGGACAGUGGCGAGGACCUGGCCCAGAGCGACAGCAGUACUGAAGAGCAAGAGGGUGAAGACAUACCAGUCUCAAAGAAAAAGAAGAGGAAAUUACCCUCUGAUGUGAAUGAAGGGAAAACUGUUUUCAUCAGAAACCUGUCCUUUGACUCAGAAGAAGACGACCUCGGGGAGCUACUCCAGCAAUUCGGAGAUCUUAAAUAUGUCCGUAUCGUCUUGCAUCCAGACACAGAGCAUUCUAAAGGUUGUGCAUUUGCCCAGUUCAUGACUCAAGAAGCAGCUCAGAAAUGCCUUGAAGCUGCUUCCCCAGAGACAGAGGGUGUUGGUGGACUUAAAUUGGAUGGCCGGCAGCUCAAGAUUGACUUGGCAGUGUCCCGUGACGAGGCUGCAAAGCUUCGGACAAAGAAGGUGAAGAAGCCAACUGGAACCCGGAACCUCUAUCUGGCCCGAGAAGGCUUGAUUCGCGCUGGGACGAAGGCUGCAGAGGGUGUGAGUGCUGCUGAUAUGGCCAAGCGAGAAAGGUUUGAGCUACUGAAGCAUCAGAAACUCAAGGACCAGAAUAUCUUUGUCUCCCUGACCAGGCUUUGCCUGCACAAUCUCCCAAAGGCCAUGGAUGACACACAGCUCAGAAAGCUGCUACUCAGUGCUACUAGUGGGCAGAAAGGUGUUCGAAUCAAGGAGUGUAGGGUGAUGCGAGACCUUAAAGGAAUUUAUGGGAAGGUUAAAGGUCAAUCUCUGGGCUAUGCCUUUGCAGAGUUCCAGGAGCAUGAGCAUGCCCUGGCAGCCCUGCGCCACAUCAACAACAACCCAGACAUCUUCGGGCCUCAGAAGAGACCAAUAGUGGAAUUCUCUUUAGAAGAUCGAAGGAAACUUAAAAUAAAGGAACUAAGGACUCAACGCAGCCUGCAAAAAAUGAAAUCUAAUUCUACAACUGGUGAGCCCCAGCGAAAACAUGCAGAGCCUGGAAAAGGGCAGCAGCAAAAAGCAGCUCAGAAUCCCUCACAGAAACACAGCAAGGCCCCACUGGAGCAGAAGGGCAAGGCAGGUUCCUCAUGGUCAGGGUUCCAGACCAAAGCCGAAGUGGAGCAGGUGGAGCUGCCUGAUGGAAAGAAGAGAAGAAAGGUCCUGGUGCUUCCCUCUCAUCGAGGCCCCAAAAUUAGGCUGCGAGACAAAGGCAAAGUCAAAUCUCUCCCUCCCAAAAAGCUAAAGCCACAGAUAAACCAGCGGAAGCAAGAGAAGCAGACAUUAUCUUCUAGUCAGGCACCUAAGAAGAAAGCCAAGAGAAAUAAGACAGAAGUCCGCUUCAACCACCUGGUGGAACAAUAUAAGCAGAAGUUAUUGGGAUCCUCAAAAGGAGCACCUCUUGCAAAGAGGAGCAAGUGGUUUGACAGUUGAUGUCAGCAGCCUGGAGUAGAAGCUGGAGUGUAUGUUUCUUGGUAAAGCUCCCAGGCUCCCUCCUCUGUGCCAACUCCAUCUCCCUGUGUCACUUAUUGAGGGAAUGAAACCCCAAAAUGUGCUGUGACUUUGUUGGGGGGGGGGGGGCUCUUUAUACUGUACACAACUGAACUUUCAUCCUUCCCUGGUACAAGGGUUAGGUGACCUAAGGAGAAAUGCCAGAAAAAUGAGUUUGUUGUUUCUGAAAUGGAGAACAUUGUAAAAGUUGUUUUUGAGAGCUGACUUUUGAAAAAUGUAAUAUUUUGUUAAGUGUCUUCUCUAAAUGAGAUAUUUUGUGGGUUUUUGAAUAGCAGAAUAUCAUUUGUAAUAUAUGGAUCUUUUAUUUUCUAAUGAAUUUAUUAUUUAUGAAUACUUUUGAUGCCACUAAUUAAGUUGCAUAGAAUUUCAGGCCACAGAAAUUAAGUAUAAGCAGAGAAAAAAAUAUUCCCAGUGUAAUCUCAUUGGAAGUGAAGGUGGGAGGGAGAAACUUAGAAAGUAAUUUAGGACAGUGGGCCCUGAGAGGGCGACACCUGGUAAUUGUUUACCAAGUGAGUGGGUUACUGUUUGACAAUUGGUUAAAAUCAGCUUAUAUUGGCCCACGGACAUCAGUUACUAAUCAUGAAACAACAACUAGCUUGGCCGGUAAGCUGGCAUUUUUAUCCUGAGAACUAGAGGCAGGUGCAGCUGCAGAGAGCAUAGCAUGAGGCUGGGCCUCUAGCCUGACUUGCCUUGAACCAGAUACAGGUUCUCUGGGCCUUAGUGUCGUCUAAGUUUUUUCUAGUCCCUUCAGAUCUGAUUCAUAGUCUUUCUCUUGUUAACCUCAAAAGAUAAAAACUGGCUUUUAUUACUUUUCAAAAUGUUAAAGGCGCCACAUAAAGCUAGGAGGAAUGCUGAGUAUUAAAGAAUUCAAAGUUCAAGAAGAUGACCAGAGCUUGAAGGGUUAGACUUAGACAAUACGAAUAGCAUUGGAACAAACUGGGCUGAGUCUGAUAAUGUGAGGAUCGUUAGGAAAACAUAAAUCCUCUCACUUGGACCCUGUUGCACAAUUGGGAGAGUUGGAAUCCACUAAACUCACACAGUGAAGUAACCAUAUGGCCACCACAAAUGGAAUAGCACCUCUAGACUAGUCACAGCAGUGGGGCGCAGCAGUGAGUGAACUGCUAGGACUGAGCUGACCACAUUACAUCUGUAAAACAGUUGGAAUUCUCAAGUUGGUAAAGAAAAAUGAAAUGUCAAAUGGAAGCAGAGUUGAUCAUUGUUGAAGCUAAUGACGGAUAAAUAAAGAAUUGUUCGAGUAACAGCCCACUUGGGGGGGGGCUUCAUGAGCAGUCAAGCAGUACUGCAGGUGUGUCUCUUCUCCCUCUCCAUAUCCCCUUCUCAAUUUCUGUCUUAUCAGAAUAUUCAACUGGACCAAGAUAAAUAUAUUAAAAAAAAAAAAAAAGGUCCAAUGAGUAAAGGAAACGGGUACUACCCUAGGAUAACCUAAGGAAAUUAUUAAGCUGUGAUAGCUGAUGGUAGAACCGGAAGGGUCUGUGGGAGGCAGGGGGUUGAAUUCAGAGAGUCAUCUCGGGGCUCGGUAUAAGGAAGAGCCUUAACGUAGUCGUCAGGGGUUAUAAUAAGUGCACAUACUGGGCAAGAGGAGGUGCUGAGUAUUGGCCCCGAGAUGGCCCAGAGGUAAGCCCUGCAUCUCACCCUUGUCCUUGAGGUUCCUUUCUAGAGAUGAGCUGUUCGUCAUUGGUUGCUUUGUAGCCUUCAUACAUUUGGUCCUCGUUAAAUCUGCCAUGUGGUGGAGAUGGCUUUACUCCUGCUUAAAACCCUCCUAUGGUUUCACGUGCCACCUUGACAUUUCCACUCCUCCCCAUGAUGCGCAGUGCUCUUGGUUCUCCAGCUGCUGUCCCCUCCCCUGCCUCGCUCUUAGCCACUUCUCUCCUUUGCACAGACCUGCCUUCAGGCCUUUCAACUCUUUAGCACCUCAGAGAGCUCCUUCCUCAAGUCUUUUGCUUGUCACUCAAAUCUUCAAGUUGUCACCCCCUCCGUGAUCUCAUCCCUUCUUCUCUAUCCUACCCCAUGCCUGAAAAUGAACAUCUCUGUUUAUUCCUAGCUCUCUCUAUCUGAACUUGUUUGUUGGUUUCCACUAUCUAGAAUAUAUUUGGGGAAGGAACUUGAUUUUGCUUGUUUGUUCCUGUAGACCCAACACCUAAAAUUGAUAAACAGAAACAUAGUGGCAUCAAGUGCUUUUUUUUUUUUAACUUUUCAUUUAUUUGAUAGGACAGAUUGAGAGGGUAAAGAAAGAUAGAGAGGGUCGGGGUAGUGAUGCAUCUAGAGCAUGCACAUUACGGUGCACAAGCAUCCGGGUUCAAGCCUGUGGCCCCCACCUGCACUGGGAAGCUUCAUGGGUUGUGGAAGGCAAAGAGAGUCACCUGCACCACUGCUUCAGCUAGUUAAGGUGGGGACUGGGGCUUGAACCCAGGUCCUUGCAUGUGAUCUAGCUCUGGGCCCCAAAUAAAAUUUUUGAAGGAUAAAAAUAAGGGGGAAAGGAAGAAACAGUACUCAGUAGAAUAGAGAAAGAAUUGGGAAUACUGCAGUCUAGGAGGUGCUUCAGUGGGUUAAAGGUUAGACUCUCAGCAUGAGGUCCCCAGUUCCAUACCCAGCAGUGCAAAUGCCAGAGUGAUUCUCUCUCAUUAAUAGAUUUUUUUAAAUUUAUUUAUUUAUUCCCUUUUGUUGCCCUUGUUGUUUUAUUGUUAUGGUUAUUAUUGUUGUCGGAUAGGACAAAGAGAAAUGGAGAGGUGGGGGGAAAACAGAGAGUGGGAGAGAAAGACAGACACCUGCUUCACUGCCUGUGAAGGGACACCCUUGCAGGUGGGGAGCUGGGGGCUUGAACCGAGAUCCUUAUGCCGGUCUAAUAGAUUUUUUUUUUUUUAUUGGAGGUAUAGCCAAAAGUUGUUGACUUCUUUUUUUUUUUCUUUUUUUUUUUCCUCCUCCAGGGUUAUUGCUGGGCUCAGUGCCUGCACCACGAAUCCACCGCUCCUGGAGGCCAUUUUUUACCCCUUUUGUUGCCCUUGUUGUAGCUUCGUUGUGGUUAUUAUUAUUGCCCUUGUUGAUGCAAUUCGUUGUUGGAUAGGACAGAGAGAAAUGGAGAGAGGAGGGGAAGACAGAGAAGGGGAGAGAAAGAUAGACACCUGCAGACCUGCUUCACCGCCUGUGAAGCGACUCCCCUGCAGGUGGGGAGCUGGGGUUCGAACCGGGAUCCUUAUGCCCGUCCUUGUGCUUUGCGCCUCGUGCGCUUAACCCGCUGCGCUACAGCCCGACUCCCCUCUUUUUCUUUUCUUUCCUGCCUCCUCUCCCCUCCCCUUUUUUCUCUUCUCCUUCCCCUUCCCCCUCCCCUCCCCUCCUCUCCCUUCCCUUCCCUUCUUCUCUCCCCUCUGUUGGUCAUUACACUAGGUCCCCUGCAUUGCUUGAUACUGUGGUCUAUUUACAUAAUCACUGUUUUGCCUGAGACCCGCCCUGCCUGCAGGGUAUUGGUUUGAUCCCAUUGGUCAGAACCUUCGCAACAGCUGCUAUGGAAGAUUUCUAUGUUCGAGUUCUUUUUGCUCCAUCCCCUCUCCUAGCCAUUUCCUUUCCCCACUCGCCACUUCUGGUUAAAGAGAUAUAUAAAAGGCGUUGUAUCUGAUCAAUAAAAGAAUUGCAUUGCUCA
Molecule: messenger RNA, 6102 nt
Organism: Erinaceus europaeus (western European hedgehog)
Lineage: Eukaryota; Metazoa; Chordata; Mammalia; Eulipotyphla; Erinaceidae
Gene: RBM28
Product: RNA binding motif protein 28
Exons: 19
Coding region: 84-2369 (761 amino acids)
Molecular function (GO): RNA binding
Source: RefSeq, a predicted model, not a curated record